Messenger RNA from Suillus paluster, 330 nucleotides. RefSeq lists its product as uncharacterized. Lineage: Eukaryota; Fungi; Basidiomycota; Agaricomycetes; Boletales; Suillaceae. The record is from RefSeq and is a predicted model, not a curated record. Bases 1 to 267 code for a protein of 88 amino acids. The transcript has 4 exons.
AUGACAGCUGCGUGGCACAAGAACAGGACGCAAUUCAUCCAGGCGAAGUUAUCGCUGCAUUGGUGCACCUGGAAAGUGGCAGCUGCGCAAUUUGACCCAUGUUCAGAGCCCCGGCUCGUGGUGCAACUUACACGAAGUCAUUCACAAUUCUGUACAACAAGUCCACCUCGACCGGGCUCGAAUUUGUCAACCUCCACAAGCAUAGCGGAUGCAGGACUCGUACAUGCAUAUUCAUCGCCCUGUUCUUAUGACAAACAAUUUAAAUGAGCACCGUACGAUCACGAGCUCUCUAACACUAGUGCCAACAACACCUCAUACUCUCCUCCACAU